CCUUUAUCAAAUACUUUCUAAUCUAUGUUUUUGCUUACUAUAGAUCCUGUUACUCAUAACCUUAUCACCCCUUUUGGUUAAAGUGUAAACCAGAUUUUUCACUACUUUCAUAAAGACUUGAUUUUAAAAUGUUAAGCUCAAGUAUAACGAAUGGGGAACUAUAGUGUGAUAGCCACAAAGAGUCUCAACUACAGCACUAUUGAUAUUAUGGACCCUAUAAUUCUUUGGGGUUGUUGCUAGGGUUGUGCUGUGCAUUGUAGGAUGUUUAAUAGCAUCUCCGCCCUCUGCCUGUUAGAUGCCAGGAAGGCCCCCAACCCCCACCCCCAUCCAGACAUUGCCAAAUGUUCCCUAGGAAGAAACUCACUCUUCAUUGAGAACCACUGGUUUAUUACAUGUGUAUCAUUUACUUUAGGCCCUGAACUAUAGUUGAUGAAAUAUUUAGAUUCCGUAGAACCAGUGAAAGUGAUAAUUCUUACUGUAACAGUGAAGUGAUAUUAUUGCUUUAAUAGGCAAAUAUUAAUUGGAUUUACUCAUUGUAAAUUGAGAUUUUAGGUGGAAGCUAAAAAGGCAGAAAAGUUUUUUUCUUUCCCUGACUGAACGGAAAGAAGUUGAAUUAGUUAAGUUUCUAAUAUUGACUACCAAGAUCAUAAGCAUAUUUAAAUUAUUGUUUAAAGGAGUUGGUGAUGAUAUGUUGGAGAUUUAGAGACCCAAGGCAGUGCACCUGGAAGUUAAGACUCAGUCCAGGCAAACAUUUGAAUUUAACAUCCCACGUCUGGCAAGAGCCGAGCAUGGCUCUGCUGUCUUACUUAGAGGAGCAGGAAUUCUCAGAGAAGCCUGUCUUCUGAUGACAGCUCUCCAGCCCCCCAGCUGGUCGUCCAGGCAGGACUCCAGUCCCUCAGCACGGAGAGACUGGUAAGAGCCAGUAGUAUUUUAGGUAGAGGGAUGUUCCCAGAACAAAGACUCUGACAAGGUGUGACAGUGGAGGUCUGGUUUUCCAUCCUGGGUUUCUGGGGGAACAAAUUGGAAACUGGUUAUCUGAAGUGGUGCUCAAUGGCUAGCAGCAGGGUACAUCCCAAGAUGUGGGGGGAGAGAGGUGUUCCUCCAACUUGCCUGGCUAGGAGAAUGCCCUGGGGCAAACUAAAAAUAAAGAAUCCUAACUGACCUUGAGCCUACUGAAUCAGAAUAUUCAGAAAAGGAGCCCAGGAAUCUUCAUGUUUUACAAGCAUGGCCUGUUUCUUGUUCCCAAAGCACUGUCCUUCCUGGGGUCUUAGCACUUGCUGUUCCAUCCAUAUGGAACACUCUUUCCCUGAUAGCUGCAUGGAAGGUUCACUUCAUGGGUGUAUGACCUGUGCAGUCACACAGGGCCCCGUGCUUAGAAGAGCCCUGCACUGCAAUUGAUGCCAACCUGAAAAAAGAAUUGUUUAAAGAUUUUAUUUAUUCGUUUGAGAGAGAAAACACGAACAGAGGGGAGAGGCAGAGAGAGAAGGAGAAGCAGACACCCCGCUGAGCAGGGAGCCUGAUGCAGGUCUCGAUACCGAGGACCUGGAGAUCACGACCUGAGCCGAAGGCAGCUGCUUAACCAUCUGAGCCACCCAGGGGCCCUGCCAUUUUGAAAUUUUUAAUACUUCGUGAACAAGGGCCCCACGUUUGCACUUUUCACCGGGCCCUGCAAAUUAUGUGGCUGACCUUGGCUAUGUGACUUGCUCCCUCACUGACUUCAAGUUCUUGCUUACAUGUCUCCUCCAUGAGGCCUUCCUGACUGUGCUCUGUCAAAUUACAGCCCUCCUCCUUUCCCCCUUCCCCUUGCCUGCCUUGUUUUCCCAACAGUGUUUAUUGUUCAUCUCAUUUUCCUUUUUUUUUUUUUUCCAGCUUCUAUCUUUUUGGUGAUACGUUAGUGAAUAAAUAGAAAUCUGUGCCCUCAUGGAGCUUAUAAUUUAGUCAGUGGAGACAGAAAGCAAACAAAAGAAAUAUGUUAUAUGUCAGGGAUUGACAAGCAAAAUGAAAGAAAAUUAAGCAGGGAGAGGAGAGAACGAGGGCUAGUGGAGGUGGCUGUAAUUUAAAAUGAUGUGACCACAAAGACCUCACAGAGAAGGAGGCAAAGGGGGUGGGUGGGGGGCAUGCAGAUAUCUGUGAAGAACAUUCCAGGCAGCAGGAACAGUGAGUGAUGCAAAGGCCCUGAGGUGGGAACAUAAUUGGCAAGUUCCAGGAAUAGUGUACCUGGCACUUAGAAUGCAAUAGGGUGGGGCGCCUGGGUGGCUCAGUUGGUUAAGCGACUGCCUUCGGCUCAGGUCAUGAUCCCGGAGUCCCAGGAUCGAGUCCCGCAUCGGGCUCCCUGCUCAGCGAGGAGCCUGCUUCUCCCUCUGACCUUCCCCCACUCAUGUACUCUCUCUCUCUCAUUCUCGCUCUCUCAAAAUAAAUAAAUAAAUCUUUAAAAAAAAAAAAAGAAAGAAUGCAAUAGGGUGUAUUUGGACCACAUCAUUUCGGGUCUUGAAAGCCGUUGUAAGAACUUUGGUUCUUUCUCUGAGUGAGCUGGAACGUGUUGGAGGAAUUUGAACAGAAGAAUGGCGUGAUCUGAUUUGGAUCCCUCUGGCUGCGGCUUUGAGCACACACUGUAGCGGGGCGAGUGCCAAGGCAGCGAGACCAGAAGGAUGAAGGCUUUGUAAUAAUGCAGAUGGAGCAGAUUAAAAGGGCAAAUAAACUGUUUACCAGUGACUGUAUAUUUCUGAAGAAAACUUUGAACAUCCCAGUUAUAUCAGAGAAGGCUCUGUUGUUUAAUGGACUUAACUCAAUAGAUUCUUCAGAAAAUGAAACUGUUGGUAGCAGUUUUUCUCAUGAAGAAGAGCCGGUAGCAGCUGGGGAAGACCUUUCUCCUCCCAGUCCUCAAGAAUCCAAUGUUCAGCCCAUACAGCCUGAAGAAGUGUCAGCUAGAGAUUUCCUGCAGAGACUAGACUUGCAGAUUAAGUUGUCAACGCAGGCAGCCAAGAAACUAAAAGAAGAGAGCAGAGAUGAAGAAAGCCCCUAUGCAACUUCCCUCUAUCACAGUUAGAUAAUCAGGGGUGAUAAUCUAACCUGGAUUAAGAGAUGGUUGAAUCAUAAAGAAACCAACAACUGAAGAUUCAAAAGCAUACAUCGUUAAAUCACAAUUUAGUAGUUCUACCUACUGCAAUUGCACUGAAGUGAUUAUUUCCCUCUGGCUUUCUAUAAUUUUAGGUCUUUAUUAUGGCAUGAGAGCAAAAUUGUAUCCUAAAGCCCAUCACUUUUGUAGGUGAUGGUAGUUUUUAGACUAGUUUUGUAAAUACUAGUUAACAUAAAGCAUCAAAGACUAUAUACAUAUUCAAGCUGAAAAUGAUGUUGAUCUUCUGAGAAAUCAUAAUUAUGUGAAAUACAUGGUUGCUGUUUAAGUGAUACUGAUUUUGCUAUGUGUUUAUAACUUAAGUGCUAUAUAUAUAUAUUUCGAUAUGUAUUACAUAUUCUGUAUUAAUAUAAAGAACCAAAUUUUGUCUGCUAUUUUGUAAAAAUAAACUACAAAAGCCUGAAUGAGAAAAUAAACUAUGUUUUCAUAUU
Messenger RNA from Mirounga angustirostris (Northern elephant seal), 3564 nucleotides. RefSeq names its product LysM domain containing 2 (gene LYSMD2). NCBI's taxonomy places the organism in Eukaryota, Metazoa, Chordata, Mammalia, Carnivora, Phocidae. The record is from RefSeq and is a predicted model, not a curated record. The coding region runs from base 2666 to 3046 and encodes 126 amino acids. The transcript is spliced from 3 exons.